ACGCAACAACACGAAGUGUCCGGCGGGUGAAUCCCGCAGCAGCUGCCUGUUAGUCUGCGGGGAAAAACGCGUUUCUACAGGUUGAACAGCCGAAACUGUCACUAUGGAGGUUUCUGAACAUGACGGCGGAGUCAAGGAGAUUUCAGAGAAACUGGAAAAGUCUUUGUCCAUGGAGACGGAGGACAACAUGGACGCCUACCACAGAUUAAUUCAAGAUGCAAAAGAUGUUGCCAGGCAAGGGGACAUGAGCAAAGCUCUGGAAUUCUUCAAGUCGGCGUACAACAUUCACCAGAGUCAAAAACUGGAGACCAGGAUAAAGAAAAUUGAAGAACUUAUUGCUCAGAAUGACUCUGAGGAAGAGGAUGAAGAGUUUGUCAACGUCAACAACAGCGGUUUAAUGCUUUUCAAAGACUUAUAUGACAAGCUUUAUGACUACCAGCGAGACGGAGUGGCCUUCAUGUACAGUCUGUACAGAGACGGGCGUAAAGGCGGGAUCUUGGCAGAUGACAUGGGCCUCGGUAAAACCAUCCAGGUGAUCUCGUUCCUCUCUGGUAUGUACGAUAACGAGCUGGUCAAACACGCGCUGCUGGUCAUGCCUACUUCACUCAUCACAAACUGGACCAAGGAGUUUGCCAAAUGGACUCCCGGCAUGAGGGUCACGGAGUUCCAUGGUACCAGCAAAGGAGAGAGGACCAGGAACCUGGAGAGAGUUCAGAGGAGAGGUGGCGUCAUCAUCACCACGUACACUAUGCUCAUGAACAACUGGCAGCAGCUGUCAUCGUACCAUGGCAGAGAGUUCACGUGGGACUACAUGAUCCUGGAUGAGGCUCACAAGAUAAAAACCUCAUCCACCAAAACAGCCAAAAGUGCCUCCGCCAUACCUUCGAAACACCGAGUUCUUCUCACGGGUACUCCGGUCCAGAACAACCUGAAAGAAAUGUGGGCCCUCUUUGACUUUGCUUGCCAUGGCACUCUCCUCGGCACAGCUAAAACAUUCAAAACCGAGUAUGAGAACCCCAUCACCCGGGCCCGAGAGAAGGAUGCCACUCCAGGGGAAAAGGUCCUCGGGACCCGGAUGUCUGAGAACCUCAUGGCCAUUAUAAAACCCUACUUCCUCCGCAGGACAAAAGCAGAAGUGCAGAAAAACAAAAUGAGCGGCUCACACCAGGGCAACAAGGACGGCCAAGUCCAAAACCCUCAAAAAGACUCUGGAGCCGUCAUGCCCACCCUCACGAGAAAGAACGACCUGAUUGUCUGGACCUACCUGAGCUCUGCUCAGGAAGACAUAUACAGGCAGUUCAUUUCACUGGACCACAUCAAGGAGCUGCUCAUGACCUCUAGGUCACCUCUAGCUGAACUAAACAUCCUCAAAAAGCUGUGCGACCACCCAAGACUGCUCUCUGCUGCAGCCAUAGCCAAGUUAGGCUUGGACGAAAGUACAGCUGAAAGUCAGCAGAGUGACGACACGGAGACAGACGCCCACAGCAUCGCUAACAUCUCUGACGACACCUUAAUAUCCGAAUCUGGGAAGCUCGUCUUUCUGUUUGCUCUUCUUGAAAGGCUCAGAGAAGAAGGCCACCGCACACUCGUCUUUGCUCAUUACAGGAAAGUGCUGGACAUCCUCGAACGCAUCCUGGGCAACAGAGGCUUCAAAGUGAUGAGACUGGACGGCACAAUAACACAGAUCGCAGAGAGGGAGCGGCGCAUCACCAAGUUCCAGACAGACAAACGUUACUCUGUCUUCCUCUUGACCACCCAGGUCGGAGGAGUCGGCAUCACUCUGACGGCGGCAGACCGAGUCGUGAUCUACGAUCCCAGCUGGAACCCGGCAACAGACGCCCAGGCUGUUGACAGGGCGUACCGCAUCGGCCAGACGGAAAACGUCGUCAUCUACAGGCUGAUCACCUGCGGCACGGUGGAGGAGAAAAUCUACAGGCGGCAGGUUUUCAAAGACUCCCUCAUCAGACAGAAUACCGGAGAUAAAAAGAACCCUUUUCGGUACUUCAGCAAGCAGGAGCUGAAGGAGCUCUUCACUCUGGAGGACACUCGGUCCUCGUCCACCCAGCUGCAGCUUCAGGCCCUGCACUCCAGACACCGACGAACAGACCCCGAACUGGACGAGCACAUCGCCCACCUCCACGCCAUGGAGAUGUUUGGCAUCUCUGACCACGACCUCAUGUUUUCCCUCGACGUCAACCAUGACGAGGCCCCGGAGGACCAAGAGGCGCACCACUACAUCGAGGGGAGGGUCCAGAAGGCCCAGGAGCUGAUGAAGGCCGAGUCAGAGUUGCAGAUGCAGUUAACAGAGAACAUGGCGUCGAGCACAGAACCAGCCUGGCUCAGACAACCAGUGGACAACAACAGAGAGCGGUCUCGUGAGAAAAAACCAAGAAACCCAAGACCAAGUCCUUCCUAUCCACAGCAUGACAGCAACUUUAACAGGUCACCGGUGGUGGUAGAUUUAGACCAGUCCAGUUCUGGCAUGGAGGGCGGCCAACAGAAUCUGAGUGACCACGUUAUUGACCUAACUGCAGAUGAGAGUAACUCAGAAGAACAACCUGCUGCAGGAGUAAGCCAAGACGAGCUCCCAGAGCUGAACCUGGAUUCCCGGAAACUUCAGUCUGUCAAGCAGGAAAGGAGUUCCUUAGGAGUAGCAGACGCCUCUCCUCAGGACGGGACUGAGGAGUCUUUGGUGACGUCGGAGCCCACUGAUGCUGCAGAGGGUGAGACGGCAGAUGCUUCAGUACAAGAACUAAUAGAUGAGUCUCAAACGUCUGCAGAUGCUUCAGUACAAGAACUAAUAGAUGAGUCUCAAACGUCUGAGGCCGCAGAUGCUGCAGUACAAGAACUAAUAGAUGAGUCUCAAACGUCUGCAGAUGCUUCAGUACAAGAACUAAUAGAUGAGUCUCAAACGUCUGAGGCCGCAGAUGCUUCAGUACAAGAACUAAUAGAUGAGUCUCAAACGUCUGAGGCCGCAGAUGCUUCAGUACAAGAACUAAUAGAUGAGUCUCAAACGUCUGCGGCCGCAGAUGCUGCAGUACAAGAACCAAUAGAUGAGUCUCAAACGUCUGAGGCCGCAGAUGCUUCAGUACAAGAACCAAUAGAUGAGUCUCAAACGUCUGAGGCCGCAGAUGCUUCAGUACAAGAACCAAUAGAUGAGUCUCAAACGUCUGAGGCCGCAGAUGCUUCAGUACAAGAACCAAUAGAUGAGUCUCAAACGUCUGCAGCCGCAGAUGCUUCAGUACAAGAACUAAUAGAUGAGUCUCAAAUGUCUGCAGCUGCAGAUGCUGCAGCUGGUGACGGCAGCCAGUCCUACGUUACAGCAGAUGAUGAAGAUGAACAACAGCUAAACGGAACUUCACACUCAACAAACAACUCCAUGAUGGACUUUGGGCCGGCUCGUGUCACCCCCCUGCAGAACAAAAGACUUUCUGUCCUGCAUGCAUCUAAUUCAAGCUUCAAAGGAGACACGUCGUACCGAGUCAGCGGCGCAGGGCUUGAAUCCUUUGAGGGCAACUUCAACUUACAGCUUGAGGACAGCGAGGUGUCCUCAGAAGGUGAAGUCCUGGAUCAUCAGGAGACCGAAGCAGAGGAGAGGAAGCUGCUGUCACAGCUGCAGAUGGACGGGAGUUUUGACGUGAAUAAAUCCCUUUCUGAGAGACAACACAGAGAAGCACUUGGACAAAGCCUCAACGUGUCUGCCUCUGAAAUGGACGAGUCGCUGAAUGAAUCCUUUGUGGCUACGAAGAAGAAAAGAGCUGCAGUGAUUUACGACAGUGAUGAAGACGAAGAAGAAGAGAAACUGGACAACCCCUUCCAGGUUCUUGGAGCCUCCACCCCUCUCCGGAGGAGAAAGAGCGUUGGAGGAAACACCUCAGUGGCCUCAAACCGGUCUCUCAUCCAGUCCAUCGUCGACGACAUGGAUGAUGAGGAUGAAGGUGAUGAAGAUGACAUUUCUGACGAGGCUGAAGAGGACAACAUCAUUGGUUCAACUAAUGAGCUUCAGCUGGAGGAGACCACUGGAGAGACCUUAAACACAGAAGGGGAGGAGGAGGAGGAGGAUUGCUCUGAGUCUGCAGAUGGCGUCGAUGCUUCGGCAGAGGAAAUGUGCAGUAACCUGGAGGAAUCAGCCAGCGAGCCCGAGCUCGCCUCCUCCGAGAGAAUGGAUCAGUGCACCGUUGAUGCAGGAGUCGAGACCAACGGGAUGAAGGACGUCGCCGAGGACGAGAGCUACGACUCCCUGGUGAGCAGAGGGAGGGAGGUCUACAGCGAGGGGAAGCUGGAAGACGCUCUGGGCUUCUUCCUGAGCGCCAUCGACAUCAAACCUGGAGAUCCUGAGAUCCAGCUCAUGACCAUCCAGCUGUACCGGCAGCUGAGCCAGAGACGUUAACAACCUACCAGCCGGCCAAGACUGUUAACAAUCAGGGCCACGCUGGCUGUUCGACAAAUCCUAUGUGUUAGUCUGUCCCUCUAUACUGUCUGACUUCCUGUCUGUGGCUCUCAGAUCCAAGCACAUUUGGUUCUUAAUGAAGACUUUAAUCUGUAUAACUUUUCAUGGCAAUCCAUCCAAUAACUGUUGAGAUAUUUCAGUCUGAACCAAAGCUGUUUACCUACAUUACCACUCCAACGAUGACACAGUAACAACACAACCCAACAAUAUAAAGAUACUUUACACUAAGGUGGGGUUAAGCGAGUCUGGAGCAAAACCAAUUCCACCGCAAGCAAGUAAUGUAGCUAACCUUAGCUUGCUUGUUGGUUAGCAAACUGCUGCUAUAAUCUAACGUCACAACAACAGCAUGUCUCAGUGAGCUAGAAAGUAAAGUUGAAUGUCCGAGGGCGAGUUAAUUAACGUUACUGAAAUAGUGUUGUGUUUUUGUUUGUUUGUUGUUUAUCUUAAAGCACCUUUUAACCUUUUGACUCAAACCUGAUAACUGUGCUUUAAAUCUGAAUCUUUGCACAGAACAGCAUUGAAAAAACAGUAAAGGUGGAAACAUUUUCAUAAACAUACUAGAUUGAGUCUGAUUGUUUCUUGCUUCUGUUAGAAGUCUCAUGUUUUUGGCAUGUAACAGCAGUGACUUCUUAAUUGAAAUUAAAACACUUUCAUUUUUUAUGUUUUCAUUCAUCCAUUAAAACAAUAGUUUUCCUUA
Micropterus salmoides (largemouth bass) is the source of this 5147-nucleotide messenger RNA. Its product is annotated as DNA excision repair protein ERCC-6-like. Gene Ontology annotation, molecular function: ATP-dependent chromatin remodeler activity; ATP binding; DNA translocase activity. The record is from RefSeq and is a predicted model, not a curated record. The transcript is spliced from 3 exons. Bases 104 to 4390 code for a protein of 1428 amino acids. NCBI's taxonomy places the organism in Eukaryota, Metazoa, Chordata, Actinopteri, Centrarchiformes, Centrarchidae.